AUGUCAUCAUUCUCCGAGUCCACUGGUCUUGGUUACUUGAAGCAGUGUGCCCCAGAGUUCGUUAACUACAAUAAGCGUCAGCUGAGCAGGAUAUAUCCGAAAGGAGCCAGGGUGGAUUCAAGCAAUUUCCUUCCACAGAUAUUCUGGAAUGCCGGUUGUCAAAUGGUUGCCCUAAAUUUCCAAACACCCGAUGUGUACAUGCAACUAAAUAUGGGCAAAUUCGAGUACAACUGUGGAUCUGGGUACCUGUUGAAACCUGAUUUCAUGCGGCGACCGGACAGAACCUUCGACCCGUUUUCUGAAUCACCUGUGGAUGGUGUGAUUGCUGCGCAUUGUAGUGUUCGAGUAAUUUCGGGGCAGUUCUUGACGGACAGGAAGGUUGGCACGUAUGUGGAAGUAGAAAUGUAUGGUUUACCAACGGAUACAAUAAGGAAGGAACAUAAGACCAAAGUCAUACCAGCGAACGGGCUCAAUCCUGUUUACAGUGAAGCUCCAUUCGUGUUCAGAAAGGUGGUGCUACCUGAGUUGGCUGUGUUGCGGUUUGCUGUUUACGAUGAGAAUGGGAAACAACUAGGACAGCGCAUUCUGCCUCUCGAUGGGCUUCAAGCUGGGUAUAGACAUAUUUCCCUUCGAUCCGACACAAACCAGACUAUGGUUCUCGCUCCUACCUUGUUCGUUCACAUUGUCAUCAAAACCUACGUCCCGGAUGAACUGAGCGGUUUGGUUGAUGCUUUGGCAGAUCCAAGAGCUUACCUUUCUGAGCAGAAGAAACGGCAAGAAGCGUUGGCCCACAUGGGGGUUGACGACAGUGAUAUCGUUGAGGUACCCGCUGGAAAAGCUGCCGCGACAAAAGGAAAAGUUCUUCAAAAGACGAAUGGCUCGGCCGCAAACUUGCUCAGCGAAAAAGAGAAUCCUCCGUCUUCUGCGCGCUCAGAUGGUUGUGCAGCCACGACUGGCACAUCCAAAGUCAACAACGAAGCGGCGCCUGCACCAGUAGACAAGUUCAAGCAUUUAUCGCUGGGAACACCACAUCGCAAACGCUCGUUUAUGCGAGGUAGACACGAUGACAGUCCUACUCACCUGUCGGCUCCUCCGAUUGCACGGAAGCCUAGCACAGAAACAGAAAGAUCCCUAUACGGUUCUAUGAGGCGUCCACAUCAUGAUGAAAAGUUGAAGGUGGAGCCAAUUGACGUGGAUGAGCUGAAAAAAGACAAGGUUUUUGCAAAGCUCCUGAAAAGGUUCCAGAAAGAUAGUGAGGAAUUGAAGAAGAAACAUCAGAAGCAGCGGGACAGCAUUCAGAAACAACAGCAAACAAAUGUCGACAAGCUAAUGACGAAUAAUCGGCGUUCAACGAGGAAAGAAAAAGGUGGACGACGAUUGACGAGUGACUGCAGCGAUGGCGCCGGAGCUAGCAACAUGGCAAAUAAUGAUCGGGUUCGCUCUCUUGUCAAUGUGCAGACAGACGAGUGGUCAGCGAUGAUGAGGCGGCAUGAAGCAGAGGAAUUCGAGAUGAGGAAAGCACAAUUGAAAGAGCAGACAGAAACACUCAGGAAACUUCUGCUAGACGCGCAGAAGGCACAAAUGCAAGGUCUCAAACUCCGACUCGAAAGCGAAACAAAGGAGCUCAAACAAACGCAGACCAAAAAGAGCAUGGAAGACGCCAAAAUCCUCAACCUUGACAAGGGAAUCAAAACGAAGGCAGAAAGAGAGCGGAGGUUGAAGGAGCUGCAUGAGAAGAACUUGAAGAUGUUUGUCGAGGAAAGGAAACGAUUAGCGAAAAAAGCGGAGAAACACGAGGAGCAGCUUGCGAAGCGCCAUCAGGAUCAACUUGAUCAGCUCGACAAGGAAGCCGCUCGUGCUUUAGAACAGGAGGAAGCUAAUUUCAGGGAAGAUCAGUUGUCUUCUAAACCAGCGUCAUUGGUCUAG
This is a messenger RNA of Ostertagia ostertagi, 1926 nucleotides long. The record is from the annotation of a GenBank genome assembly. Lineage: Eukaryota; Metazoa; Nematoda; Chromadorea; Rhabditida; Trichostrongylidae.